This is a messenger RNA of Durio zibethinus, 3840 nucleotides long. NCBI's taxonomy places the organism in Eukaryota, Viridiplantae, Streptophyta, Magnoliopsida, Malvales, Malvaceae. The record is from RefSeq and is a predicted model, not a curated record.
UUCUUAAUAUUUUAUCGAUAAUAACUACAGCUACAUUUUCACUUAAACUUGUUAGCUUAAUGAUUUGUGCUUUGCUUCCGAAAAGGUGUAAUUUGAGAAUUUAUUUCAGGACAAAAGGGCAAUGCAGAAAGUUUAUGAAGAGUUGGAUGAAGUCAAAGUUGAGAAUGAGAAGCUAAGGGCAGAUUUCAAAAGCAAAGCUGCAUUAUGUGAGCACUUGAAGGAAGUCCAGAAUGAGCAGGUAAGAAAGAUCCAAGAAGCGAGUUUGAGAAUCGAGAAGCAGGCUCAAGAACUUCUUGUAAAAGAAGAAGAAAUCUCAUUGGUGAAGCAAGCUAAUGAAGAUCUUAACGCCAGUCUAAAUGAAAAAGAAUCCAUUAUCAAGCAUUUGAAUGCUGCUAAUGAUAAGCUGAGAGACGAGCGUGACGAGGAGAAUCAGAAAUGGAAGCAGGAAAAUAGAAGGUUGGUAUGGGCUUUAUAUGAGGCAAAUGACAAGAAUAUAGUUCAAGAACAAAAAAUUAAUGUGCUUAAGGCAGAGAUUGAAGGUCUCAAAGCGCUCCUGUCAGUUUCGCAGAAGAAGUGCUCAGAAGCAGAGAAAAAUGCCAAAAGUCCAAAGGAGAAGAGAGAAAGAGAUGAUUUGUUGGUCAAGGCAGAGGAAGACAGGAGGAAGGUCGAAGAUCAGCUAAAGUGGAAGAAGGAGCAGUUCAAACACCUAGAAGAAGCCCAUGACAAGCUUCGAAAUCAGUUCAAGGUGAGAAAGAAAGAGUAUGAGCAAGAAAAGUUUACAUUGCUGGAUGAGAUUUCUUCGCUGCAGACAAGAUUAGAUUCUCAGAUCCGAAUUACAGGAGAUCUUCAAAACCGGUUACAGAUGUGCAACCAAGCCUUGGCUCAUGAAGAAACCCGAAGAAAGUACCUGGAAGUUGAAAAUUCAGAGUUUAAAGCACGCUUUGAAAAUAUUUUUGCUGAAUGCCAGAAUGCAAAGUCACAACUGGAAUGCCUGAAUUCCCAGAGGGACAAUGAAGUUGCAACUUUGAGACAUUUAUUGGGCACAAAGGAGUCAUUUUAUAAGGAAAUGGAAUAUCGAUCAGGAAAACUGGCGCAAGAAAAUCAAGAGUUGAUGACAUCACUCAAAGAACUUCAGGAAGCUAGAAUUCAGGAAGCUGGAAGUUCUUCUUCUCUCUCAAAACUGAAAAACAAACUCAAAAGUGUGGAGCAGAUGUACAAGGAGUGUUCAGCAAAUCUUAGGGCUAAAGAAGCUGAAUGGAACUCUCAGCGGGAGGAAAUGACCAGGAAAUUAAAUGAUUACAGCUCUCAGUUAGAGAGCAAAGAUGUCACUCUUAAAGUGCUUGAGAUGGAACUUGAAGGUUAUCGUUCUUCAGCUGUGCAGUUGAAAUUGCAGAAUGAGGAGAUUUCAGUGAUGUUACUACUGUUGAAGUCAGGAAUGUCUGAGGCCCAACUGAAGCUUGCAAAUGUUGAGGCUGAACUGGGCCUCCAUGAGAAAGAGAGGGUAGAGAAUCUUUCUAUUCUCAGAGAGCAGCUAGAAAUGAAAAAUACUUCUCUGGCCAAUGAUCGGAGAGACAUUGCAGAAGAACGUGAGAGGACAGCAAUUUUAUCCAGGAGGGUUGAUACCUUAGGUCAACUUGAGGAUAAGCAUCAGCUGACGCAGAAAGAGCUCAAUAGAUGUAAAGAAAUGCUUGAUGAAUCAUCCAGGUAUCGACUUAGGUUGAAAGAGCAAGCUUUGCAGGUGGACAAUGAUUCAAAAGAAAAAAUAAGAGAAGUUUGUGAUGCUUUAGAUGUGGCAAAUUCUGAAGUGGUAAAAGAACGGGAGAAGGCAGCAUCUUUGUUAAGGAGAGUUGAGUCCUUGGAUCUUAUUGCAGGACAACGGCUCCAGAUGCAGGAAGAGCUUGAGAGGUAUAAAGAAAGGAUCGAGGAAGCAUCUAGGUAUCAAACACACUUCGAAGAGAAAGCUUUGCAAAUGGAAGGUGAUUCCAGGAAGAAACUUGGAGAAGUUUGUGAUGCUUUAGAUACAGCAAAAUCUGAACUGACUGAAGAACGAGAGAGAACAGCUUCUUUGAUGAAGAGGGUUGAAUCUUUGGAUCACACUGAAGAGCAGUGGCUCCAGACAGAGGAAGAGCUUGAGAGGUAUAAGGAAAUGCUUAAGGAAGCAUCCAGGAGUCAACGUCAGUUAGAAGAGCAAGCUGUGCAUAUGAAAAAUGAAUUUGGAGAGAAACUUCGAAAAGUUUGUGAUGCUUUAGAAACUGUAAAACUUGAACUGACUGAAGAACGUGAGAGGACAGCUUCUUUAAUGAAGAGGAUUGAAUCAUCAGGUCAUUUGGAAGAGCAGUGGGCCCUGAAGCAGAAAGAUCUUGACAGGUACAAGCAAAUGUAUGAGAAGUCAUCUAGGUGCCAACUUCAAUUAGAAGAGCAAAUUUCUCAGAUUGAGAGUGACUCAAAAAGGAAACUGACAGAAGUUUGCAAUGCUUUGGAAAAAGCAAAUUCUGAAUUGGUUGAGAAAAUUUGUGAAGGACAUGAAAUUGAAUUUGAAUUGUGGAUAUGGAAAUCUAUUGCUGAACGAUUAAAAGUUGACCUUGAAGAAAGCCAGGAAUUGCGUAAAGAGUUGGAAACUUCUCUUCUUGCGCAAGUGCAGGCUGGAGAAACUAUGAAGCAAGAGAAAGAUGACCUGGUCCGUAUAACCCAAGAGAAAGAGGGGAGAAUAAUUAACCUCCAGCAGCGGAUAGUGUCACUAGAGGUAGAGCUCAAAACAAGAGAAUUAGAAGCAGUGAGUUCUGCAGAGGAGAGCAUUCUUCAAAUCAUAAGAGAACAGGACAAGAUCUUAGAGGAUCUUCAGAAAGAGAUUUGUUUGCUGGAAGAAGAAUCACUCAGAAGGGAACUGGAAGGUGCUGCAUUUGCACAUAUAGGCACAGAGAGAAAAUUUGAGCAUGAGAAGGAUAAUCUUUUGCAGCUUGUAAAGGAGAAAGACCAUAGAAUAGAUGGUCUCGUGCAGGUUGUGAGGUCAAUGGAAGAAGAUUUUAAUGGCACAUUGAAUUCCUUUUCCUCAGAGCUUGCUGAGAAGCAGGCGCAGAUUAAUUUGGUCCAUGAAGCUUGGGAGAAGAUUGCCGGAGCUGAGAUGCUGGCUAAGCUUGAAAUUGAAGAGAAAAAAUUAAUGAUUGUGGAGUUGGAGAAUGACAUUCAUAAUGUACAGGAGAAACUGUUUUCGCAAGAUAAAUCCCUGUCUGAUUCGAAACAGCUAGCAUUGACCGUUGAAGCUGAACUGGAAGCAAAGCACAUGGAAAUGAAGAACUUGACUGAUCAGAUGGAGGCAAGGCUGAGAAUAUCAGAGGUUUUGGUUGAUGAGCUUAAGAGUGAACAGAAAAAUUUGCUCGACGACAUGAUGAAGUUGUCCACGGAGAGGGAAAUUUUGUUUGGAUUCAUUGGCGGCCUAGGUGAUAGGAUCAACGAGUUCUCCACCGAAGACGCGCAGCUGUUGGGAUUCUUGGGAAGGAUAGUGCAGUCUUUCGACAAUAACCCUUCAGACUUUAUUGGUAGUGAUGAAAAUUUUGACUCUCUAAAAGAGAACAAGAAUAGUCUUCUUCCUUCUCCAGCAGCCAAAAAACCGGAUUUGGUUAUUGAAGAAAGAUCACCAUUUAGACAGCUCAACUAACUGCAAUUUAAGAAGGAAACUAUUAUCAAUACAGCUUGUAGUUGAUGGUUUUCUUUUUCUUUUUUCAUUUUUUCCUUCCCAUUAACUAAGUUUUCCUGAACAACCCAUGCAGUUCAAAGCAUGGACUUCACUUUCCUUUUGAGCUUUGUAUAUGACAUAUUCAUGCAAGUGUAAGCAUUUGUAUC